UUUAGCAUCCAUAUAUAUCUUUCAAUAUAGAUUAGAAAUAAACCAAUCGAAUCCUAAGCCGCCGCCCGGCUUCUCCCGUCCGUCCCUGUAAUUUAUCCAAUCUUUUCACACCAUCUUUUGUUGCUUUUUCGAGAGAGAUCAAUAGCUUUCAAGUCCCGUAUUCUUCCCGGACGAGAUUGUUGAACUUGGAAACCCUAGCGAACUGAAGUGGGAACUCAGAGAUGAAGAGGCUAGCAUUGGAGGUGGAAGCAUCGAGGGCUACCAAUAAGCUAGUUUCCAGCUGGUGGGAUGAGAUAAACAGGUCAACUCAGUGGCAGGAUGGCGUCUUCUACUUUCUCUGCGCGGCAUACGCCCUAGUCUCUGCCAUCGCUUUGAUUCAACUAAUUCGAAUUCAGCUUCGUGUGCCUGAAUUUGGCUGGACAACCCAGAAGGUGUUCCAUCUUAUGAACUUUAUUGUUAAUGGAGUACGAGCUAUCUUAUUCGGAUUUCAUGCUCAUGUUUUUCUGUUAAAACCAAAGGUGUUUACCUUUGCAUUAUUGGACCUUCCUGGAUUGUUGUUCUUUUCUACGUACACCUUGCUUGUCCUUUUCUGGGCAGAGAUCUAUCAUCAGGCACGAAGUCUUCCAACAGAUAAACUGAGGAUUGUCUACAUCUCCAUUAACACUGUUAUUUAUGUAGUCCAGAUCUGUAUAUGGAUAUACUUAUGGAUAGACGAUGCUAAAGUUGUGGAGGAAAUCGGCAAAAUUUUUAUAGCAGUGGUAUCCUUGAUUGCUGCACUUGGUUUCCUGGUUUACGGAGGACGCCUCUUUCUCAUGUUGAGGCGAUUCCCAAUCGAGUCAAAGGGUCGAAGGAAGAAACUAUACGAGGUUGGGUCUGUAACGGCUAUAUGCUUCGCUUGUUUUCUAAUUAGAAGUGCUGUGGUGGUGAUAUCUGCAUUUGAAUCUGAGUUAUCUCUCGAAGUUAUGGAUCACCCUAUUCUAGACCUCUUCUAUUACACGCUUACUGAGAUACUUCCAUCAGCACUUGUUCUGUACAUCCUCCGUAAGCUACCUCCCAAAAGAGUAUCGGCGCAAUAUCAUCCAAUCCGCUGACACGAAAAUGAGCCGAAACAGACCUGUUUGAAUACUCGACAAUUAUCUAUUCUUAAGAUGGUUUUAGGGUUCAACGUUUAUUAUAUUUAUUGAAUGCGGUGAGAUGACUUGUAAGGUUCAAAAUGCUACUUUUUUCUUUUGUGAAUUUAUACUAAGUUGAAGCAUGGAAGCUACGGAGGCUAAGGUUCUUUAGAUAACGCUAGCCUCCCAUUUACUAAUAGUUAAUGUAAAUAAAAUGAAUCCAUUUCUGCUCAGGAUGGUUGAGAGUCUCA
Molecule: messenger RNA, 1363 nt
Organism: Phalaenopsis equestris
Lineage: Eukaryota; Viridiplantae; Streptophyta; Magnoliopsida; Asparagales; Orchidaceae
Product: tobamovirus multiplication protein 1
Exons: 11
Coding region: 222-1091 (289 amino acids)
Cellular component (GO): plant-type vacuole membrane
Source: RefSeq, a predicted model, not a curated record